This is a messenger RNA of Aspergillus nidulans FGSC A4, 530 nucleotides long. RefSeq lists its product as uncharacterized. The record is from RefSeq and is a predicted model, not a curated record. The transcript has a single exon. Bases 81 to 500 code for a protein of 139 amino acids. NCBI's taxonomy places the organism in Eukaryota, Fungi, Ascomycota, Eurotiomycetes, Eurotiales, Aspergillaceae. Gene Ontology annotation, biological process: DNA-templated transcription elongation.
ACUCCCCUCCAACAUCUCCGCACAGCAACAAUGUACGACAGAAAUCCCCAAGGCAAUCGGUCUAAUCAUCCAGAAAUAUAAUGUCAUACUACAACGCUCUCAUACGCACUCAUCACAUCACCUCUCGAAAAAAGGUCUCCGCCCUAAAACGCGCCGCCGACUCUCUUAACGUUUUUGCUCUCCUCCGCUCCGGCGGCUGCCCGGGAAUAAUGUACAUCGAGGCAAAGGACAAGGACGCUGUCGAGUCGUGGGUUAGCGUGGUUCGAAAUCUGCGGUAUAAGGACUUUCAGCUUGUGAGUCGGCCGGCUUGCGUGGUAAUUGAGGAGGAUUUUAUGAAGGUGGAGGGGAAACAGAAGAACGAUGCCCAAAGAAGAGGAAAGGCGUUCUUAGAUGCUGGGCUGGAGGAGGUGGAGAGUGUCAAAGAGUUUGGGGACUUGAUGGCGCAGAGGGGGGUUUGGCAGUGGUGGAGGAAGAGGAUGGGGUAUGUUCGCGGAGAUUGAGCCAGAUUCUUUUGUCUGUACGCCGUCAAU